Molecule: messenger RNA, 1391 nt
Organism: Panicum virgatum (switchgrass)
Lineage: Eukaryota; Viridiplantae; Streptophyta; Magnoliopsida; Poales; Poaceae
Exons: 2
Coding region: 476-1252 (258 amino acids)
Source: RefSeq, a predicted model, not a curated record
UCUUGGCCUUCGAGGGUGUCCUCGAUGCUGGACCGCCCGAGGGCCCCCUCGUGGGGGUCGAGUGGGCGAUGGUCCAGCCCGGGGUCACCUCGGAUUUUGAUCGCAACGAGCGGGAGGAGGAGGAGGUCUGGAAGGCGCAGUACGAGGUCGGCUCUUAGAUCCAGGCCGGUCUUGACCGCGCCUUUCAGCUUCAUAAGACGACGGACUUCCGCAUCAGCACAGUAAAUGCUUUUCCCUAGGACUUGUCCAUUUCUGAUCUCGUUUACGUAUCUUCCACUUAUGUCCUUCCGUUCACAACGACUGAAGGAAAUUUCGCGUAACAAGAGAGCCGAUCUGACCCGGCAGUACUCCCAGGUGCACUAGCUCGAGCAGUGCAACGCCAGUCUGGUCGCGCGGCUGAACGAGGCCAACACCCUGGUGCUCGACCUGGGGGCGCGGGACUGUGCGCGGGAGGAGGAGCUGGCCCGAGCCAUCGAUGAGCGCGACGCCCAGAGAGCCAUGGUGGAGCAGAAGGCCUAGGAGGUCGAGGCGCAGGCUGCUGAGCUGCGGCGGAACGCGGUGGCGCUGGAGUAGAAAGACAAGGCGCUCGAGGCAAAGGAGGCUGAGCUCUAGUGUGAGAAGGCAGCCAUCACCACGCUCACCGACACCCUUGUGCAGAAGAACAUCGUCCUCGAGGCGUGGGAGGUGGCCUUCCACGACGCAGAGACCGCGCUCAAAGAGAAGGAGGCCUCUUUGUCCGUGCUUCAGUAGCAGGCGGACGCUGCGCAGGCGCUGCUGGAGGAGGAAAAGGAACAUAUCGAGGGCGGUGGCGGACGAGACCACGGCGAAGGAAGCUCUCCAGGUUGCCUUUACAUCAAUGCAGGAUGAACAUGAAGACCUGGAGACAACUGCCGUGGCCGUGUGCCAGGAGCUUGAGGGAGAGGGCGGCUUGUCUGGCAGCUCAGUGGCCAGCCUUCUGAGGUCCUUGGGCGGCCAGGUGAUCGAACGCCUCAAGGGUGCCCUCCGCCUCGGCGUCCAGAAGGCCCUCGGCAUGGUGUCCACGCACUACGUCCUCGAUCUGGAGCAAGUAGCCACGGGCUACGUCGUCGCGCCCGGCGUUGACGGAGAUGUCGUGGUUGCUUUCAUGGAUCAGGCCGAUGCUGUUGUCGAGGAUGCCGCCUCUGCCUUGUACAUGCUUUUCGAGGGUGAGCUCCUCCCCGAUGCCGAAGAUGACGCUGCUGAGGGUCCGCACGAUGGGGAGGACGAUCUGUAGAAGGUCUGGGCCGUAGAGCCCAUGUAAAUGGAAUUAGUAUUUUGUUUCAGUUAUCUUUCCGCGCAAGAAAACCGAACGAUGUAAAUUGACAGUGUGGCCGUUCGAGGCUCUGUGAAUUCGUGCCAUCAUUUCCUUUACU